Messenger RNA from Phragmites australis (common reed), 706 nucleotides. RefSeq lists its product as uncharacterized. Bases 154 to 564 code for a protein of 136 amino acids. The transcript has a single exon. Lineage: Eukaryota; Viridiplantae; Streptophyta; Magnoliopsida; Poales; Poaceae. The record is from RefSeq and is a predicted model, not a curated record.
GACAAAACCUUAUUCCGCCGGCUCCCAUAUAUUCCCGGUCCUCCGUCCUCCGCUCCCCACAGCCGGAGCACGGGACGUCGCCUCCCACGUCUCUUUCCUCAGUUUACCAGCCAAAACCCGAUCUUUACUAGCCAAACCAAACCCACGAAGGCAAUGGCAAAGCCGCCAAUGGCCAUCGAGACGGAAGCAGUGGCGGCGGCGAGGGCGGUUUCCCAGACGGCGCCGAUGUGCCCAGAGGCCGAGGCGGCGACCGUGGCGGUGGCGGGCCCCGUGCGGCCGCGUGGGUGGCUGCGGCGGCUCAUCCCGCGGGAGUACCUGCCCCGGAGUCGGCGGUGGAGGUCCGCCGGCGACGCUGUGGGCGGGGGCGCGUCGAGGCUGGCGUCGUCGCUGUCGCGGUCGCUGCGGUGGAAGCGGCUCCCGGGAUUCUCCUCCCUCAGCCUGCGGAGCGGCUCGGCAUCGGCGGUGCUCGACGCGGUCGCGUUCCGUGUCAUGUACGUCGUGGAGGCUGUCGUGCUCGGCCUCGCGCUCUCUUGCUUCUUCCUCUGCUGCGGCUGCCACCUCUGAGCAGACUGAGCUGUUUCUUCCCCCUUUUCCGCUACUUGGGCGGGCGUGUAGCAAAUGCCAUCUUCUUGCUUCUUCAGUUCUUCUAUCGGCGAUUUUGCUGUAAAUUUUAUAACUUUCGGUACAAAGAUGGAAAUUUGCAAUC